AUGGCAUUCCUCGAGGAUCCCCGCCUUCGGCAGCGAUGGAACCAGAUUUCACACACGACCGAGACGGUGACGGAGAAUGCAGCGGCUGGUAUCUGGAGCUUCGGCCAUACCUACAUCAACCCGUGUUUCGAUUCCAUCUCGGACGCAUGUGGAGGCUGCGUUGCGACAUGCUUUGGCGAUCGCGAGGAACGCGCGCGUCGAGCCCGGGAAGGGCGGCAUUCGCGCGGGGACGCCGAGUUCAGUUUUGACUUCUACGACGAUUGGGACCAGGAUCUCUAUAGCGACGAGCAAGGUGGUGGGAUCCUGCGCGGGUGGAGGAAUGAGGACUGGGACCGCCUGCUAGCAGGCACGGGCAAGCGUCAUAGGACUUCUGGCGGCGAGAUAGUGGACCAGCCGAGAUCCAAACAACGAGGGAUGAGCUACGGGACGAGGGGAAAUCCCAGUGGUGGCGGCGUGCGCAACACGGACACUCUUAAAGACGAUCCUACGGUGAUACCCAGCACUUCGGCCAUUGGGUUUCUGGGACGGCUGCCGUUCAAGAUAGGCGGCACGUUACGAUACAAGCCGAGUGCGGCCAAUCUGCAAGAGCACCCCGGCGCGUUUAAACAUGAGUUCGAAGGCGAGCGGGAGCCACUGCUUGGCUCUGCUGAAGGUCCGGCUGACCAAGACGGGGUUGAGCUCGAGAGUGAUGAAGAGUUCCUUGCAGAACACGUCAUCAUGCCAUCAAGAAAACGCAGUGGGACGACUGGGAGUGGUGAUACGAGCGACUCGUACCGGUCAAGAGGCGACCUGUUUCCCAGCGACGGAGAGGGCGAAGAGGACGCAGUACCACUGGACGACGAUCUGGCGUCCGUGCUUGGCCAUAUUGAUGACCGAGCCAGCAACAAGACGAGGAGCAGUAAAGGGAAACGGGUGGCAGGCAAAAUGCAUCGAACCGUCUCGAGAACGACCAUCGACUCUGUCCACACAAGACCAUCGAUACGAUCGCAUCCCAGUUUCAGCUCGGACACACGAAGUCCCAUGGUCGCGUCGAUACCAUCGCUUGCCGACUUGCAGCAAGAAGAGCAGACCCUGGAGAAGGAAGAGGCGCAGAUGAUUGAGCAGAAGAGACAUGCAGCAGCACAGCUUGCGCUCCGCAGGGGCCUGAGCCGCGAGGAUCUGACGAUAGAAUCUGUGCCUGAGGCGAGGACGGAGAUGGUCAAGGUCGGGGAGAUACCGGCACCGGAACGGGCCGUGGUGGAGACAAUUGGCCGGAGUACGUCGCCGCCACCUGCUGCUGCUCAUGCGGCCGAGGCGGACCGUGGCGUCGGGUCGCACAGGCAUACAGACGCGGUGCCGCCGGAGAGCGCACCACCCAAGGAGGAGGACAGGCCGGGGUCGAGUGAGUUUGUGCCAGCGCGGCUGCCGUACUUUCGGUAG
This is a messenger RNA of Microdochium trichocladiopsis, 1419 nucleotides long. RefSeq lists its product as uncharacterized. The transcript has a single exon. The coding region runs from base 1 to 1419 and encodes 472 amino acids. NCBI's taxonomy places the organism in Eukaryota, Fungi, Ascomycota, Sordariomycetes, Xylariales, Microdochiaceae. The record is from RefSeq and is a predicted model, not a curated record.